UUGAAAUAUUAUCCUAGAUCUACCUGUACAUUACACCUAAGUAUUUCUUCGUUUGUUUCUGAAAUUUCAGCGUUAUUAGUAAAUCUCGGUGUGGUUUCUGUAUCGAAAUCUACCGUUAUCACAACAGUUGUGAUUCUUAUUACCAAUUUUUUCCGGCUGUUUUUGUAUCCAGUAAAUUCUCGGUGGAGUUCUUUUAGUAGCAAAGUUUUUAGCAAGUAUUUAAGACAUUUGGAGAAGUUACGUCAAAUAUGUUACAUUUGUUGUAGAUCCGAUUCUGAUACUUAUUUCGUUGGCAGUGGGGCGGAUGAGUUGUUUGCUGGCUACGCUCGCCAUCGGACGCGAUUCGAGUGCGGUAGCGUCGAUUCCGUCGUGGAGGAAUGCGAAGCUGAACUGCAACGUCUAGGCUGUCGAAACGGUGGACGAGAUGCGAGAGUGGCUACAGUCUCAGGUUUUUCCUGUUAAUCUUUUGCGUUGGUGAGAAGUUGAUAGUAAGACAGGUUCUUGCUCACCUGGGAGCUCCGCACAACGCGCCGAAGCACGCAAUGCAAUUUGGCUCAGGUUAUGUCAAAUUACAAGAGGAUAAAACAUUGAAAGUAAGCUUAAUUGUUUUGAUGCUUUCCGAGAAAUCAAGUGAAAGUAUGUAUUAG
Messenger RNA from Angiostrongylus costaricensis, 647 nucleotides. The record is from the annotation of a GenBank genome assembly. NCBI's taxonomy places the organism in Eukaryota, Metazoa, Nematoda, Chromadorea, Rhabditida, Metastrongylidae.